CAGGUUGUCGCGACGCUCUGUAGGUUUCGCUAGUGCGUCGGGACGCCAUUGCUCGGGGGUUCCUCUGAAUGACUUCUGCACAUUACGUUUAAUUCACCUUCAUUAGAUAAAGAUGGCUGGAGGGCAAGGUGAACCUAAGUGGCAGAAGGAUGCCGCAGAUCAAAACUUUGACUACAUGUUCAAACUCCUCAUCAUCGGCAACAGCAGCGUCGGGAAGACUUCCUUCUUGUUCCGCUACGCCGAUGACUCUUUCACGUCAGCAUUCGUUUCCACUGUUGGCAUCGACUUCAAAGUAAAAACUGUUUUUCGACACGAUAAACGUGUCAAGCUACAAAUUUGGGACACGGCUGGUCAGGAGAGAUACCGUACCAUUACGACGGCUUACUACCGAGGUGCCAUGGGCUUCAUCCUCAUGUACGACAUCACUAACGAGGAAUCCUUCAACAGCGUACAAGACUGGGUAACCCAAAUCAAGACUUACUCCUGGGACAACGCUCAAGUGAUCCUGGUAGGCAACAAAUGCGACAUGGAGGAUGAACGAGUGAUAUCCUUCGAGCGAGGGAAGCAGCUCGCCGAACAACUCGGGAUUGAGUUCUUUGAAACUUCUGCGAAAGAGAACGUUAAUGUCAAGGCAGUGUUCGAGCGCCUGGUAGACAUCAUCUGUGACAAGAUGUCCGAAAGCCUGGACUCCAACCCAGACUUACUGAGUAACGCGAAGGGAACUCGACUGACCGAACAACCUCAAGGCCCCCACAAUCCUAACUGUAACUGCUAAUCUCGUCUGCAGCACAACUACAACUCUACCUUCGACACUGUCAACUUUUGUAACCAGAAGAGUGUUCCAGUUCAGCUGAUCACUAUAUUUCAAAAGCCAGAAUAUGACUUCGCUCGAGCGAGAUUAUGGUUUAGAUCGCUAAAUGAAUUUGAUAAGUUUAUCGCUAAAUUUUCAGACCUAACGCUUGCUAUUCCAGUUUGUUCAGCUUAGCAGAGGGUUACAGGAUGAAAUUGGAUGUAGUGGUUUUUAAUUAACCUUGUUGAUAAACUGUAUGCUAUGGGUUUAUGAGCUACACCGCGGGGAAUACCCAGUAGUAUACUAUAAGGUGAAGAUCCAAGCUGGAUAGAGAGUUUAGCUACUGAUUAAGAUCAGCUGAUUUUUUUAAAGCCAGGAUUAAUUGUUGAACCCCCAAUGUGAUUUGCCCCGUUUUUCCUUGGAUGACAAUGGGAAAUAACGUAAUUUUAUCUAACACACACAUUCUGUAACUCUCAUAUGCUUAGUUAACGCCAUACUCUUUUACUUAAUUUCUCUAUCAAAAUAUUCUAUAGCAGAUGAUUGGCGGGAAAACUCAGAUGUUGGGAACUUAAAAAGUGUAUAAAGGAGUUAGUAAUCUCUUUAACCCAUUAAUGCAUUGCAUUUGACGCAACGCAAGCACUUAGCAAAAUGAGAAUUUUUAAUUUUUAGAGCCGACAACUGCCUUUUAUAACCAUCACAGCAUUUUACAACCACUCUAAAUUUAGUCGAACGUCAAUUUGGCACUGUUUGUGUUUUAGAACAUAAUUUUCUUAGUAGGGAAAUAAAUUUGUUAUUGGUACAAUAAUUACAUAUUUAUAGUUCAAAUAAAUUAGUUGACUGUUAGAAUAGUCAGUUUAAUACCUUGGGAAUGUCAUGUAGACAAAGUUGUGCAUCACGUAAGUGUGUGGAGACUAAUACAUGAAUUAAUUAAAACAGUCUUCCAGGAUUGGGUGGAUAAAAAUGAUAUACUCCUAUUAAUUUGGUAUCUUUCAUUACCGUAGGUACUAAAAAUGAACUAUUCAUUUUCUAGACUAAAUUUCUCAGAUUAUUUUGGAUUUCCAUGCUGUGCCUUGGUGUGCAUGACCAAAAUAUCUAUGCUUCCAACUAAAACAAAUAAAUUUAGCUUAUUUUUUAUACUGCUGUUGUUUUAUGCUGUUCUAAAGCUAUAAAUUAUGUUAAGCGAUCCAAGAAAUAUUAAAAUAUUGAGUAUAUAGCCAAACAAGGUAUUCAACUAACUGUUAACUUUCAGUAAAAAAAAAAAAAACUAUAUUAACAUGGCGGUGGUUAUGGCUAAAAUAUUUUAAAAAAAUUAUCUGGUAUAUUUUUUCAAUUUAAACUGUCUAAAGGGACAAAAUUAGUAAAUCAUAGGACAGAAAGGGUAUUCAUAGGGCUUAAAGAUAUGUUUAAACUCUUUGAGUUUAGGUACAAAAUCUUCAGAAAGGUUGUAUACUGUUUGUAGUGUCACUUAUCUUAAGACAAACGUAUAAAUCACUUCUUUCUAUCUAUAAGGAACAUUCGUAGGUAGACAGGGUUAGGUUGACAAAGUGUGUUAGCCAGAUCUGUUAUUUGUUUAUUUUGUCGCACUGUAAAUUAUACACAAGAUGUAUGUUGAAUCAGCGUAAGUAUAAUUGCAAUCUGUAGCCUGUAAGUAGAGGUUUAAAACGUGUAGUAUACUAGUUUCAGUAAUCUAAUCGAAUUUUACUUAUACUUUUCACUCAUUGAAAGUUUAAUUUAGUUUUAAGCUGUAUAUUCUAAGAUUGUUGAGUUUGUGGCGCCAGUAAAUAGCUUUAUUCUUCAUAACCCCUUCUUGUAUAUUGUCAAUGUAAAUAAAUGUUAAAGUGUACCUUAACGUGCGCCCGCUUAUCCUCACUGUUGCUAGGCGAAAUAGUUUUGCAGAUUUUGGUUUCCGCUUUUACCAGUUAACUCAUAAGCCAAUAUGUUUCUGCAUAUUUUACAAUAUAGGUCAAAUAACUCUCGUACAUUCAGUAUUCCUUAGUACAAGUUAAUAUUUUUUACACUUCUACUAUUUUGGUACAGUGACAAUAAUUUUUAACUGUAUCAAACAAACUAACUUAUAAAGAUAUUUCUUCCGGAUUAUAUUGUACUUUAAGAAUAAAUCAUAAUUUUGUUUAGUAUAAAUUUCUCUUAACAGAGAACAAUUCUUAUAAAACUUUAAAAAAUAAUUUUCCCAUAAGAUCAUCAUUUGUAGGUUCAUCUUGGUUUACAAAUUCAACAAAAUACCGUAUGGCUCAGUGUUUAUAACACGAGUCAGUUUUUAAGCAACGGACAAUGAAUUUAUAAUAGACAAUACCUCAAUACCGUCAAUAAUCUUGAAAUAUUACAAAACUUAUCGUCUACGUGCAUUAACAGUGUUUUGUAUUACGUUGUGCUAUAAGAUCAUAAGUAUUACAGAGUAGAAAAUGGUUGCUGUUGAUUCCCUGAUGUUGAUAGUUUGUUUCACGCUACUGUCAAUUACAUACGAUCUACGAGAUUGUAAUUGAGGUAAUUUGAGCUUUGAACUCCCUUCUUACUCCUGUGUAAGCACAAGAAAUUCGACUUUGUAGUUCAUCGGAUUUAGCCUUUGUCCUACCUCAAACUUCACUAUUUAUUUGAUAGUUUUUCUGUUCAGAGUUUUAAGUUUUCUCAACACGUUUCGACCAAUUAGCAAAACUAUUUGUGAGGCACUGUGGCUGACGUGCUACGCUAUCAGUGUAAUUUAUUGGUGUACAAAAAAAUCAUAGUAUGUUGGAUAUGUAAUACAUAGACUAGGGGAUAAAUGUAUUUAUGUAUGUAAGUUCAUAUCAUUGUAAUUAUAGCCUGUACAAGAUUGUUGUGGUUUUGUUUCAUAGGAUGUUGAAAAUAUGAAAUGAAAUCGGUUAAACUAAUUUUAUAAAUGUUUAAAUUGAGAAAAUCUUUAUUGUAAAGCUGGUAAAUUAAAUGGAUACGUCACAGCUUUGAAUAUUAUUGCACUUGAAGAACUUUUAGCGAAUCGGGCCGAGUGUGAUACCGUAUCCCAAAGAGGGUUAACGGACGGUAAAUAUCAAUAUAACAUGAAAAGGAAGUAUUUUCAAACUGUAUUUUGUGAACAUUCCAUCGCAAUUAUUAUCAAUGUUAGUGUUUCGCCACAAUUUGAAUUUGUUAAAUCAUUUGAUAAUCUUAAAACUGAUCUGUAAUAUCCAGUGUGUCUGGCUGGUUGAAAGUAUAAAUAAACUUCACUUGUUUAA
Messenger RNA from Macrosteles quadrilineatus (aster leafhopper), 4014 nucleotides. It is a transcript of the gene Rab3, whose product is annotated as ras-related protein Rab-3. Gene Ontology annotation, biological process: protein secretion; regulation of exocytosis; protein localization to plasma membrane. Bases 113 to 775 code for a protein of 220 amino acids. Lineage: Eukaryota; Metazoa; Arthropoda; Insecta; Hemiptera; Cicadellidae. The record is from RefSeq and is a predicted model, not a curated record. Gene Ontology annotation, cellular component: plasma membrane; endosome; synaptic vesicle. The transcript has 5 exons. Gene Ontology annotation, molecular function: GTPase activity; GTP binding.